UGCAUUCACUCUCACUCUCUCUGAUUGUGUGAAACGUGUUUGCAUUGAGAGGACAGGCAUUGCAUUCAAAGCGCACAUGUUUUCCAUGUUUUAAAUCAUUUGCCAUUCAUUUCAUUAUUAGUGCUCUUUUUGGACGAAAGCAUUGCAUUUGAUUGCGAUUUCAUUUCACUAUAAAUCCAUUCAAUUAUCUCUUAAUUGUUUUAAUCGUUGUAUAAAUUGUUGACAAAAUGUUUUGGGGCGUAACUCUAGAGACCGGUAAACGGUAUUCACAAUCAGUGGAGGAGUCAUAUCACCUGACAAUGGCUGCGUUGGAACCGCCAUCCGCUGACAAGACUGUCUCCAAACACGUGUCUAUAAUGGUUGAGCACCAGAAGUCCGAUUACAUGAUCUGCACAUUAGAGCCGAACCGCAAUCUUCAGUGCCAUUUGGACCACAUGUUUGUCGAGGGAGAGGAAGUGACUUAUUAUCUGGUGGGCGACGGAACCGUUCAUUUGACCGGAUAUCUGGUCGGCGAUCCCUACGACGACUUUGACGAAGAGGGGGAUGAAGAGGACGAAGAAAGCAGUGACGAAGAGGUGUCCACUCCUCAGGCGAAGAAUGGGAAGCACGACUCGGCGGAAGCGGAGGGCAAAGAGAAGCCAAAACAGCAACAAAAUCAGUCGAAACAACAGAAUCAAACGAAUUCUCCGCAGAAACAGCCAAACAAUCAACAGAAACAGUUCGGAAGCGCCCAAAAGGGCGGCUUUCAGGGCAACCAACAGAAAGGCGGUCAACAACAGAAGGGACAGUGGAACCAAUCCGGACAGAAGAACAACCAAAAGGGCGGUAAUCAAGGGGGCAAUCAAUGGCAGAACAAGAAGUUCGGCGGACAGCAGAACAACAGUCCCAACAAUUUUCGAGGCGGACAACAGAAUAAUAAGAGCCCCAACUUUGGUGGACAGCAACAGAAGAGUCCCAACAACUUCGGCGGUCAGCAGAAUAACAAGAGUCCCGGUUUUAAAGGCGGUCAACAGAACAACUUUAAAGGCAAACCACAAACGCCUAACUUUAAUAAAGGCGGACAAAAGGGCAACUUUAACCAAACGCCCCGAUCGGGCGGACAAAAGGCCGGCGGCUUUAAAAAGCAAUGGGGUUCCGAUAAAAAGUAG
Molecule: messenger RNA, 1148 nt
Organism: Medioppia subpectinata
Lineage: Eukaryota; Metazoa; Arthropoda; Arachnida; Sarcoptiformes; Oppiidae
Source: the annotation of a GenBank genome assembly